Messenger RNA from Erythranthe guttata (spotted monkey flower), 663 nucleotides. The record is from RefSeq and is a predicted model, not a curated record. NCBI's taxonomy places the organism in Eukaryota, Viridiplantae, Streptophyta, Magnoliopsida, Lamiales, Phrymaceae.
AUGACCGAGAAUUAUAUCUUUUUUAAGGUGAAGACUACAGAUCCAAACAAAUAUUGUGUUCAACAAAACAUUGGGAUUUUGUCGCCGCAAUCAACUUGUGAUGUCAUUGUGAGAAUGAAAGCUCAGGAAGAAAUUCCUCAGGACAGGCAAUCCAGAGAUAAGUUUCUAAUUCAGUGUACAGCUGGAAGUCCUGCAGUCCCUGUAAAAAACAUUACUUCAGAAAUGUUUAAUAAAGAAGUACAUUUUGUCGAAGAGUUCGAAUUGGGAGUCGUCUUCGAUUUCCCGUCUCAACCACAAUCAUCAGCUUCUGAGUCGUCAGAAAUACAUUCUUCACCAGAACCAGCACCUUUGCAAGAAGGACCUCUUAAUUAUAUUUCUCAGGUUAUACAAGAGCUGAUUGGGAGUAACCGUGCUAGUUCAGUCAUAACAGGCAUCGCUGGUAGCUUGAUAGGGCUAAUCCUUUGGCAAUUGUUCAUGAAAAUGUUGCCUCAAAUAUGGAGUCUGAGCAUUGUGAUCGGGAUGUUGGCUGUAAAGAUGACACAAUACUUGGUUUCGAACUCGGUUGAAGAGUGGAUUGUCAAGACCCUUGCUGAUUUGAUCAAGCAUUUUAUAGAUACCGUUUUCGGUCGCAGGCCCAAUUCACCUCCGACUCGAGCUUCAUAA